GCUUUUCGGUCGGGCACGGUGUAGAAUGUGUGGUGAAAAUUAGGGUCGGAAAAGUUCUGACUAAUCUGGAAGUGCAUCUAACUUGAAAAUGGGAGUGAAAGUGGGAAAUUUAAUGAGACAUUUCUUCCGGUUUUGGAACAGUUUUGGUAACAUUUUUCGAGGAAUUUCAUAUUUGACUUUGAAUUAAAGACACCAAAGCAAACAUUGUAACAGUGCUUUGUGUCUUUUCGCUCAAUUAAAUCAGAGCAGUAGAGCGUUCUAGAAGUUACUGUCACGUUCAAGCAUGUAAAUGACCGUACCCAGUACAUUCUGUCGCAAUGUUGCUCAAUCCAGUGCUUCAUCUCCAACCCAUUUCCUACGUAUGUAAUGAUGAAAAUCCUUCCCAUAAAACCAAUCACCAUCGUGCAGCAAACAAAGGCGCCACCGGCAUGAUCCACGCGGCCGGUCCUUCGUGGUUGUGAAAUGUGAAUGGAUGGGAAAAAUUAAUUAUCAAUGAUUUAUUGAUACCAACCGAGCAAUGGGCACGACGCCAUUUGACGCCCGCGUUGCUUUUCAGUGUCAACGUUCGUUCGUUCGUUCGCGCGUGUGAAAAUCGGACCGAGAGCAGUGCUUAAACCCACUAAUGGCGCGCAAACUGGAGCAGCAGGAACGAGCAGGUGCUCGUUCGUGUCCUGCGUGCUGAUUGAUGGGUGACAGUGACAGAAAACCUGCGGCCACCUCCAACCCUUUGGUGGAAUUUUCUUGUGGUGCUAAAAGAGAGAUCCCAGCUUCAGGAUGAAUGCAAACAGUUUUUGGGGUACGAUCGAUCAGCUGUUGGGCAGGGAAGCUCAGAAGCAGAGUGGACAGGAUUCGCUCAAGGUGGCCGGAUGGCUGUCCGCCUAUGCCGGGGUGCGAAAAACGGCCGGUCAGGGUGACGACGCCGCAGGCUACGGUAGCGACGGGUUCAGUGGACUUCCCGGCCGAACGUCGAGUUUACCAUCGAUUUUCCCGAGCGGCAAUCAGCUGAUUCACCCCGACCAGGACGGUACUUUUAACGGUGGGGAUGGUGUGACUGGACCGGGCGGCAAUGGCGGUACGACGGCGGGCGGGCGUAAUGGAGGAAGUCGCAAAAAGGUUCGCUUCCGUAAGUCAAAGCUCCGGCAAUUGUACGACGUGGAAGUGUUGCCGGUCGAGUACCUGGGGCCAAAGAUCGAGUACAGUGUGAACCUUCCCCGAGUAACCGCGCAACUGGAGAAGUUGAUGGGAACGAAUGUGGUCCGGCUGACGGAUCGCAAAUAUAUGCAGGAGCUUCAGCGUCGCAUCCAGGAGGACUACAAUGUCACGCUGGAGAAGCGGAUCAGCGAGCGAGAGCACCGAGAAUGGCAGCGACAGAAGCAACUAAUCCUGGACGGCAAGUAUAGUCUCGAAAACUGUCCCCGGUCUUUGAUACCGCUGCACAGUAUCGUGCUGGCGAAGGAAAUCGAGCGCGAGCGCAACCUGAUACUGUCCGGUGCGGGCGAUAGCAUACCGGAGGAGAUGACCAGCUCGGUGUUUCUUGUGAAUCAGAAAACGAACGUCAACAUUCUGAACAAGCGGGAAAAGUUGAAAACGAUCCGUGAGAAAAAUGCUGAACGUUUGAUCAAACAGGGCCAUCGCUGGGAGCGGGAACGUCUGCAGAUGGAGGAACAGAGCCGGGAGCGGGAAAUUGAGCGACGCACCAAACGGGAAGCGCUGCUCGAGGAGGAAAAGCUGUACAUGAUCGAGGAAAACGAUCGUUCGCUGAACCUGCUGCGGAUGAAGACGAAGAAGGGUCCCUGUCGGGAUAUGAACCUACGGUCGAUGUUGAUGUUGCAGCGUGAAGAACUCGGCCGAACGAUUCAGAAGCGUGACUUCGACAUGAAGGACGAACGAUCGGGCAUGGGUAUGGAGAUGGAGGGUGGAAAGGGUGAUCGACGACGGCAGCGGCGUGGCAUGAGAAAGCAGCGUCAAAUGCAGCGCCAAAGUGAAGUCAACGAGUACCAGGAGUCCUCCUCACCCGAGGAAGGCUACAUCUCGAUGAACAAUGCCGAUUCUCCCGAAGAUCUCGAAACAUCGAUCGCGAUCAAGGUGGCUAAAGGUGCGAGCAAGGACUCGGGCGAUGAAUCCGAAGCCGAACAAGACUUCGAUCAAGCGACCGUCGAGGGUGGUCUAGACACGAAAAAGGACACCGAUGAACCCGAGGAUAUAACUCCCGAGCAGGAAGCCCUCACAGAACUGGACCAGCAAGAUGCCACCGAAGCAGAGCUGGAAGCGGCCGAAGAAGCACGUCUGCGCGAGGAGCUGGACAAAACGCUGAUGGAGAAAAAGAAGGCUCGCCAAGUCCGGAACGAAGAUCCCAAAAUAACGAAGCUCAAGGAAGCAGAUACCGUUGCAGAUAUUUAUAACGUCGCCGAUGAAAUCAUCGUGCUGGAGAAGAAGAAAACGAAGAAAGGUUUCGGAAAGUAAAUGGCCCCCUCCUCCCUAGUUUCGGCACCACUAAACCACCGAGUCUCCUAUUGAGUGUAGGGUUUGAAGAAAUCGACCUAUCUGUGAUUCUGGCCGACAGCGCUGACGUUCUGCUCGUGGAGAUUUGUUAUCCUACCGUUUCCAUUGGACUGUCCCAAGUGUCCGGAAAGGGGUUUUGGUAGUUUAUUUAUUUUUCUAAACUAAAUGCUGUGUGCCUGUGAGUGUGUGAUGUUUGUUGAAUGCACGUUGUGAUAAAAAAAAUGAGAAUGAUUGUUUUUGUGUAGUGGACGACACAUUGUCUCAAUAAACCGUUGCCAGAAAUUAGUAGAAAUGUUGAAUGUUGAUAA
Messenger RNA from Anopheles stephensi (Asian malaria mosquito), 2810 nucleotides. RefSeq names its product eukaryotic translation initiation factor 3 subunit A. The coding region runs from base 775 to 2463 and encodes 562 amino acids. Lineage: Eukaryota; Metazoa; Arthropoda; Insecta; Diptera; Culicidae. The transcript has 7 exons. The record is from RefSeq and is a predicted model, not a curated record.